AUGCUCCCUCACCUGUUGGACCCCCCCACCUUGGAAAACCGGCUCUGGUAUGACAACCUGGGGUGCUGCCAUCAAUACCAAGAAAGUACCCAGAAUGCGGAGGACUUCCUACUCCUGCUGCUGGGCCUUGUCGUUCUUGUCAGCAUUGGGAUCAGCAUGGCAACUAUGGUAUGGCAUGGGCUCCAGAACGCCUUAGACAAGACCAUCUAUUGGAUUAAUCAGAAAAAUGACAUCUCGCAGGCUUGUGAAAGUUCCCCCAAACAUCCUCCAGCCAAGGCCCAAGACGUCCACAUCCACUGCACCCUGGACCCUGUGGAAGUGAAGAUGGCCCGGCCCGCUUGCUACCCCCCCUCCUACCAUCAUCUCGGCAACCGUAGCCGCAGCUGCAACCGCCGCCCCGGCAGCCACCAGCGGAGGCCGAAGAACCGCAGACAAUUCCCCUACAGCUGCUCAGGCUGCCGUAGGCCGCAUCGCAGCCACGGGAUGUCACAGCUGCGGCCGAUGCCCUCCUCUGAUCGGGAGGACCCGGACUCCUACCUGGAGGAGGAGGAUGAUCUUUCCUUCCCACAACCCAAGUACCCGUGGGGGUGCUGGGGAGGGCUCUACCAGCAGAUGGGCCUGCCCUCCAACGUGGGCCUCUGGGGCCGCCAGGGUGGGAUACUGGCCAGCCUGCCACCACCCUGUCUCUACCUGUCGCCCGAGCUGCGCCGCAUGGCCAAGCGUGUGGAGGCCAAGUCCGAGCUAAGGCUGCAGUCCUUCGGGGCCCCCUGCUCACCAACCCGCAUCUGGGGCAACGUGGAGGCUGACCAGUGGACCUCGUCUCCACCACCUCCCCGACGGCUGCCCCCUAACCCCUCGUGGGUCCCUGGGGGACACAGCACUUACCCCUCAAGGGGCCAGCUCCCGUAUGACUCCUGGGAUCAGCGGCGGAGUGGUCUGGAGGGCUCUGAGCCUCCAUCCGCUCUGGUGCCUCGGGGCUGCCGGCCCGAAGCCUGGCAGCGCAACUCCCCUGGCCACGGACGGAGCCUCCCCAGCUGUGCUCACAGCCAACCCAACCGCAGCCCGCACCCCUCCACGGGACACUUGAAGUACUCCCGGGAUCCCCACGAGGUGCGGCGCCGGGCGGCCGAAUGGGCCGAGAUGCUGCCCGUGCGGUGCCCUCUGGCCACCUCCGCCUCCCUCACGGUGCUGGCCGAGGCCUCGUACCAGCGGGCCCCGGCUCCCAGCUCAGCGCUGCUCCUCCGCCCCUCCCAGCCCCUGCCCGACGUCCAGGCUACCGAGCACCCACCACCCCCGCCCACCUUCAUGCCACUCAGGCGGAACCCGGGGGGCAAUGCCAACUACCAGGUGUAUGACAGCCUGGAGCGGAAGCGGCAACCGCAGGAGAGCCAAGCACGGGCCAACUCGCUGCUACCUUCCACCUCGGCCUCGAGGCCCUCUCUGCAUGGGAGCCAGACUGGAAAAAUGAACUGA
Molecule: messenger RNA, 1473 nt
Organism: Delphinapterus leucas (beluga whale)
Lineage: Eukaryota; Metazoa; Chordata; Mammalia; Artiodactyla; Monodontidae
Source: RefSeq, a predicted model, not a curated record